This is a messenger RNA of Aplysia californica (California sea hare), 912 nucleotides long. RefSeq names its product ribosomal RNA small subunit methyltransferase NEP1. The transcript has 6 exons. Gene Ontology annotation, biological process: rRNA base methylation. The record is from RefSeq and is a predicted model, not a curated record. Lineage: Eukaryota; Metazoa; Mollusca; Gastropoda; Aplysiida; Aplysiidae. Gene Ontology annotation, cellular component: small-subunit processome; nucleolus. Bases 153 to 842 code for a protein of 229 amino acids. Gene Ontology annotation, molecular function: rRNA binding; rRNA (pseudouridine) methyltransferase activity.
UUUGUACAAGUGUAAUGUAACAAUACUUGUCAUUGUAAUCUAGGUACUGUGCGUAGGUCAUAGGCCUUAUUAAUAUUAUGGCUGACUUUUUGUUUUUACUAGGCUAGGCUUUUUCUUUAUGCCGUAGGCCUGGACUGGACGCUAAAUUCAACAUGGCAGCCCCCGUAGCUAAUGCACAUGAUGCGAAGCCUAAAAUAAUUAAAAGUGUUCCUAAAGACACAGACGAAAAAAGGUUGAUCGUUAUUCUUGAGAAGGCUUCUCUGGAAACAGUAAAGGUUGGCCAGAAGUAUGAGCUGCUGUCUUGUGACCGACACAGUAACAUUGGUGCAAGAGUCAAGAAAAAUGUUUCCACCUGCAGACCCGAUAUCACCCAUCAGUGCCUAUUGAUGUUGAUGGAUUCUCCCCUCAACAGAGCAGGCCUCUUGCAGGUGUACGUCAGGACAGAGAGGAAUGUUCUUAUUGAAGUCAACCCUCAAACAAGAAUACCUCGAACUUUUGACAGAUUCUGUGGCUUGAUGGUUCAGCUCUUAGACAAACUGAGCAUUCGGGCAAGUGAUGGACCCCAAAAAUUGCUCAAAGUCAUCAAAAAUCCUGUGAUUAGCCACCUCCCUACUGGAUGCCCCAAGUACGCCAUGUCAUAUAGUUCAGAAGAAAUAAUUGACGUUAGAGACUUUGUACCCAAAGAUGGACCCGCAGUCUUUGUCAUCGGAGCCAUGGCUCAUGGCAGUGUGUCACCGGACUACACAGAGCAUUCCUACUCCAUCAGUAACUACCCUCUGUCUGCUGCCAUCACCUGCGCCAAGGUGUGCAACGCGUUUGAAGAGAUCUGGGGAGUAAAAUAGUGCUAUGCCUCCCUCAGCCAUUGUACAGUUGUAUAUAUAAGAUAAUAAAUACUAGGGGGAAAAAAUGGCA